UUUCUGUCUCUGUCUCUGUCUCCCCUUUCUUUCUGUCUCUCUGUCUCUCUGUAUCUCUCCCCCCUCCCACUUCUCUCCUCUCUCUCUUUUUCUCUCUCUCUCCUCUCUCUCUCUCUCUCUCUCUCUCUCUCUCUCUCUCUCUCUCUCUCUCUCUCUCUCUCUCUCUCUCUCUCUCUCUCUCUCUCCUUUUCUGUCUCUCUCUCUCUCUCCCCUUUCUUUCUGUCUCUCUGUCUCUCUGUAUCUCUCCCCCCCCCACUUCUCUCCUCUCUCUCUUUUUCUCUCUCUCUCCUCUCUCUCUCUCUCUCUCUCUCUCUCUCUCUCCCUCCCUCUUCUCUCUCUCUGUCUCUCUGUCUCUCUGUCUCUCUGCUGAAGGACACACACACGCGCGCGUGCACCAUUCAAAGAGGGAGGAUCUCUAGGAACGCCAGCAGCCGUCCCUUCUCCCCCCCCCCGACCCCCACUUUUUUCCUCCUCCUCCCGGACCCCCACUCCAUCCUUCCUUCCUCCCUCCGGCUUAGGCUGCGCAGCCACGCCCCCCUGUACUUCAGUCCCAAAUUCUGCCAAUAACGUCUCCACUGCGCUAGGCUCCGGAGGCUGCGCACUGCAUGGGCACUGCGGUAAAGGCGGCGGCGGUUGGCAGAGGCUGCAGAUGCCGAGAGAAUGACUAGGGCAGCGGUCCUGCGGCAGCCGCGAGGCAGCCUCAGGCGCCGGCGGAGCAAGUCCCUGCCGGGGCUCCUUCUGCUGCAGCUGCUGCUUCUGGCCCCGCGGGCGGACGCCUCGGACCCUCAGGUGCCCCUGCUGCUGUGGUCCAGCAUCCCAGAUUUGCAGCCCUCGUUGGAGAACCCAUACGAAGGCCACAUCUACACUCGUCCUGAGCUUUACUCCUGCCUGGACCCCAUCUUGGAAAAGGGCCCCCAGGCUGUACUGCUGAUCCUGCAGGAAAAACUGAGGCUGGAGGAUUUCACUGCUUUUGGUGAGGUGCCUGGUGAUAAGCCCGAGAGCCCUUUCCCCAACCUACAGGAGGUCCUGAAAGGGGCCCCCUCCUCCUUGGUGCUGCCUGCGGUGGGCUGGUCUGCAGCUGCCACCUUGACCUCUUACCUGACCCAGAAGUUGGGUACAGGACCUCUGCAUGUGGAUCAGGCAUCCCUCAGGGAGCUGAGACUGAACACCACCCACCCUCUACUGCUUCUGGUCUACAUACCCUCAACGGCUAGCACUGACUUGGAUGCUCACAAGGAAGCCCUGGCAGACCAAGAUAAGAUCCUUGGGCAGGUGCUGAGCAGGCUCCAGGCAGAAGGAAAACCCUACACAGCCUUGCUUACUGCUCUUCGGCCUUCCAGGAUUGCCCGAGAUGUGUCACUUGUGUCUGGGGGACUGGGACAGCAGCUCCUGGGAGACAGCCAAGAGUACAAGACCCAACCGGCCUGGCCAUCAGUCCUGCCACCAGUAAGCUAUGGUGACACAGAGCCCCGCAUCCUGUUCUGGGCCAGACAAUUUACUGUAAGCUAUGGCAGACAGACACAAGACCUCACAUCACUCACCUUCGGAGCCCCAGAGCUCAAUUUGACAGGCUCCAGCUGGAACGACUCUGCUGCCCAGCUUGUGAUGACCUACAACAACCUCUUUGGUCCAUUCUUGAGGCUGAAGUUCAGUAUGAUCAAUCACUUCUACCCAGGGUCACACCGGAGCUGGUUCAUCAUGGAGGGGCUCGAGAUCAAGACCCACAACUCGACAGCUUUCUUCAGUUCUGUGCAGGUCAUUGCACCCAGCACCCACUCCUACCACUGCCAUUAUGUAAGCAGUGACCUCACCAAAUGGGGCAUUCUGAUGCCUCAUGAUUUUCUCUCCCCCUGGAGUGUAACUCUCCAGGAUUUCCAGAUCCAAGCCUUCAACCUGUCUGGUGGCAGCUUUUCAGGGGCCAGUGACUGUGCAGCCUUCUUCUCCCCUGCUAUCUGGAUGGGGCUGGUCUCUUCUCUCUUCAUGCUUUUCUGUAUUACCUUUGGGGUACAUAUAAUCUUUAAACUCAAGUCCCUCAACCGAUUUGAUGAAUACAAAGGGGACCCCCUCUUUGAGCCUCUUAUGGACUGAUGCUGUGAGAUGAUUGUAGCUCUAGUUGUGUGUCUAUUUGCCUGGUCCCUUUGUCCUAAAGGCUUGCAAAGAGCCUCUGCUUUCACCUUGUUCUUCCUCAGUAUCUAGGGUUCCCUAUGUAUAUUAUCCUGCCUAACUCCUCACCUCUCCCUUCUAAGUUAGUAAGCAUUUAUGAGGUGCUUCCUCUGUGCCUAGUGCUGGGGACACAAAAACAAAAAUGAAGGGGAUCUUGCUCUCAAGGAGAGGCAGUUGUCUUAUUGCCUAUUUGAGGAGCAUCCAUAGGCAGAGUUAAUAGAUCUAGAGCUGAGAAGGAUCUUACAGGCCAUCUAAUAUGACUCCCGAAUUUCACAGGGGAGGAAAUAGAGACCCAAAGGAGUUAAGUGGUAUCCCAAGGUCAUACACCUAGUAAGUAAAAGAGAAAAAUAGGAUGGGAAUCCAUGACCUUCAUUUCUAAAUUACUAAUUUCUCUGCUGUACCAUAUUGGUUUCCAUCUCCUUUCCCUUCCCUUCCUAACCAUUGCCCAUAACAAGUAUCGCCCAGUGGAAAUCUGGAAGGCUUGAAAAAAAAAAAGAUGCAGAAGAGAAUUUGGCUCUGAGUCUCAGAAAUACCUUAAGACAAUGAAUCCUUGCUGGCAUGGAGAAGGGAGACUCCAGUUAAUACCCUCUUUCAAUUCCCAUAAUCAAGGUCCACUAUAAGGAUUGUUUUAUCAUUAUAUAAAAAUAAAAAAUCAUUUAGGGAGUGGGGGUUGGAGAAAACACCAAAUCUAUUUAAACCCCUUUGCCUUCAUGCUGUCUGCCUGCUCUUAUUCUUUCCUCCCAAUGUUCCCAGUCAGGAGGUAAUGGGUUUCCCCUCCUUGAAGAUUUAUAAGCAAAGGCUGGAUUACUACUUUGGGGUACAUUGUUAAGAAGAUAGUUCAGGGAAUAGAUUUAAACAGAUGACAUCUCUUUCAGCUCUAAGAUCCUAUGACUCUAUCUUGAUAAAAUGAGUAAGAAAGGUUAUAUAAGUCCAGAUAUUCUCUGCCUAAUUUACUGGAUGGCUUUAGGUCAGAUGAAUGAGGACUUUGCAUGAUUGAUGGUUUCUUUCCAUGGAACCAGUAUUUAUCUUGUUUGGACUGAUUUAUAUAUUUACUCUCCAAAAGAAAUUGAUAUUAUUUACCCCCAGCACUUAGUAUGGUGGCUAAUAAAUGAGGUUUAAUAAAUGCUUUUUUAUUCAUUAAAGAUUCCCCUUCUUGUCUGCUGAGCCAUAAGAGCUCAGGAGACUCAGGGAGAUAAAAAGGGCUUUCUUCCUUCCUGACUGUGAACCCCACAGAGUGGUUCCAGCAGGGUCCCCAGAGUUGGGUGUGAAAAAGGGCAAAUGCCCUCUCUCACACCUGGCCCCCAUGCGGUCAUGAUGUGGCCGUCCUUGUAUUUGGUGUUUGUACUUACUUAAUCUUUGUAGAGUAUCCCCUGGUGCAUGUGUCCAGGACUAAGUCGGCUUUGAAUUCCAAAAGUUACCAGAAGCAUAUAAGUGUAGCUGUUAACUGUUUCCAAAAACAGGGAGUUCAUCACCUGGGAAGCUGCUACCUCCAAGAGUGUGUGUGGACAAAGGCAAGAGGUCUGGUCCAAUCCUGACACUUGUUACCAACAAAGGAGGGCUAGAAAUGGUUGUAAAGUGUGGAAUUCUAUGAAAUAUGAAACACUGGUAUGUUAAUUUAGCACAAAAUACAGUUUAUUAUGCUGAAACUUAAAUGUUGGCCUCUUAAUAUAACUAGUUAUAACAUAAAUCCUUAUUGCUUUUAUACCUGUUCUGUGACUGUGAACUGUGAUUAUUUCAUGUGCAGCAAUUCUUUCAUAGUAGGAAUAAACAAUGUUUCAUACCAGAUAAUUGUUUUUACACUGAGUAUCAUUGUUUAACUCCUCCCUCAUCUUUCUGAAAAUCCUAGUGUUAGAUAUAAAUGGAAGGAUCCCCCUGUGAAUCUGGAGGGAGGAGGAUGGCACAUAAUCUGUGAAGGGGACAAAAGGAAGCCCCCUCUCGGGAGAGGGUCAACCCAAAAGCACGCAACACCCCAUGGAUUCUAGAAGCUUAAAUGACUAGUGAUAAUAGAGGGAAUGUAAAGGGCUCCUCUCGCUACGACGGGAGGUCAUCACCUCUGAAGUCUCAGGAAAACCUAGAAAGCCCGGCUUCUCCAGGACCAGAGGAAGGAGGGGUCUGACGUCACCAGGGACUGGGCACUCCUUCCCCCCGCUUUCCCAGACAUCUCUUGGGAGAGUCUGGCCUCUCCUAGAAAGGGGUAUGCAAAAGGGGGUGGGGAAGAAACUGUGGUUGUAGCUAGGCAGAAGAACCGUUCUCGGAAUGCCCCAGGUCCCGCGUUCCCUCCUCCUAGCUAGGAAGCACUUAGCGGCCCUCUUGAUGACCCGGCCCUGGUCUCUUGGGUAAGGCCUCCGAGUCUCACUCCGUAUCCAUAGCGACGGCGCUGAGUAGAGGGGAAGGGGGGAGAGGCGGAGCAUGUGGAGCCCCUUUCCGAAGGGUAAGAGACGGCGGCUGACGAGGGUUCAGCUGCAGUGCGGUUGAGCAGACCGGUGAUGCGGAUCCGGGCGCGAGCCCUUUAAGGAGUCACGUGCUACGCCCUGCGGCGCUCUGCCCUGCCUCCCUACGCCGCCACGCCGCCGCGCCGCCGCGCAGUCGUCCAGGAUUCUCUGGUCCCUGACCACGACCUUGGUAACCGGUAAGAAAGGACUAGCGGUUAGUCCUGGACCCUCUUCUGUUGAGAUGCGAUUCCUGCUGCCAGCAGUGAGGAAUCCGGAGCCCCAAGGGCGAGCGUCAGGGCAGGAAACUGAGGCCCAGUCUUGGGAGGGGACCCCCGAGUUCUUUGCCUGGGUUAGGCCCCAAGAGAGCCUUUCCUGUUGUCUGAAGACCUUCCUGGAGGACACGGCCACCCGCUAAUGAACUCCAUUGACUGGCCAGUGUCCUGGGAAGGCCAGCUUUGGAAGACUGACACUGGGGCACCUGAAGAACCUUUGGAAAGGCCACUUCUAUAGGUCAGGUUUGAGAAGAUCCCCCACACUGAGCUGCUGCUCUUCCUGCAGGACAAGCCAAGGCUUGAUUCCUUUAUCCUGCCUAUGGCUGGCUCUUUGUCAACAAGAGAGUCAGGUAGCCCCCCAGAGUGGAGGAUGGCCCAAAGCUCCUUGGUGGUGCCUGCUGUGCACUGGUCUGCAGCUGCCACCCUGACUUCUUAGGUGACCCAGAAGUUGGAAGCCAGCCCUCACCAUGUGGAACAGACCACCAUGAGGGAGCUGAAGCUGAACACCACGCGCUCUGCCCAGCUGCUGAGGGGAGGGAGCCAGCCCAUCCUGAGGGCAGUCUCCCCACCUUCUCAGCCCCCCAAACAAUGACACAGAGACAUCCCAGGUCAGGGGAUAUCCAGGCUCCCAUCAGAAAAAAAUAGUCUCUACAGUUGCUCAUUUCUGUGUCACCUCCAGGGUGGAAGGGGGGGUGUUCUCUGUUGUCUAGAGAGCUGGAGGGGACAGCUGUUGGGGGGCCUGCCAACCUGGUCCUCAGCACUGCCACAAGUGACCUGGAGCUGGACAUAUCCUAUUCAGGCCAGGCCCUCUCUGUGCCCUGCAACAAGCAGAGAAGAGGCCUGAGGGCCCCCUGGCCUGUGGAGCUCCAGUGCCCCAUCUGACUGGCUCCAGCUGGACUGCAUGGCCCAGCCUGUACUGACUAGAACCCUCUCCUUAACCCCUUCCUGAAACUGUCUGGUCAUUGCCUUGUACCCAGGACCACUCUGUAUAAGAGUGCUGUGUAACACAGUGAAAGGUGCCCCCUGAAGCAUCCAGCUCUCCCACCCCCUUUGCCAUGUGACUCCCCAGAUUUGCAGGCAUAGGCCUUCUUUUAAGAUGAGGGGUAGCUGGGUGGCUCAGUAUAUAGAGAACUAGGCCUAGAAUCAGGUGGCCCUGGCUGCAAAUCUGGCCUCAGACACUUCCUUUCUGUGUGACCCUGGGGAAAUUACUUAACUCCCAUUGCCUAGCCCAGUAAUGGCAAAUCUGUGGCACAGAUGCCAAAGCCCCACACCCAGAGUUUGUUACUAGAAGAGCAGAGGGACUCCCUUCCCCCUCUCCACCAUGCCUGACAACAUUUUUUCCUAUCCCCUGCCCCUCUGCCCAACAACCCAGUGGGAGUGCUGCCUCCCUCUCCUUUGUGGGGUAAAGGGCAGGGACCUGGGCCUGGAACUCCAUCUCUAAAAGGUUCACCAUCUCUAGCCUAGACCUUCCUGUUCUUCUGCCUUAGAACCAAUACACAGUAUUGAUUCUAAGAAGGUAUGAAUUGAAGGAAAGAAAAAACAACAUUGAGGUGGAAUCCUUGGCCAGAGGGCCCUUCAUCCUUUCCAAGUCUAAGAUCCUUGGAUGCUGCCCUUCCUAUUUGUGUGUAUCAUGGAUGUGACAGUGGGUGGGCAAGUUGUCUGUCUACAGCCAGGGGCCCACCUAUGGGAGCUUGGAAGACCCACUUCUGGACAAACUGAUCUCAUCCAUGAGGGAUUGACACUGUAUAUAUAAGUCCCUUCUCUGUAUUCCUUUUGUGUAUGUAUUCUGAUCUAUGUGUGUGGUCAACUGCAGGGACUAGUUCUCCUUUUUAUGUUUUUUAACCCCCAGAAUUCCCCCCAGUGCUUGGCACAUAGUGACUGCUGCUAAAUGCUAGUUUAUUUUAGAGGCAACCAAGUAUCCUAAGGACUUGGGUUCAGAGAGACCUAACUUCAAAUUCUGACACACACAUACAUACAUACUAGCUGUGUGACCCUGGAGAAGUCUCUUAAGUCUUUUUUCAGCUCUGUUUGCUCAUCUGUAAAAUGGGCAGAAUGCUAGCACCUACCUCACAGGGUGGUUGUGAGGAUCAAAUGUGAAGUGCUUUGCAUACAUUAGACAGCUGUGUAAGUACUAGCUACCAGGAUUAUUCUAACUGCUGAUGGACAGAAAUGCCCUUAGUUCUCUACUGAGCCAGAAGAGCUCAGUAGGCGCAGAUACCUCAAAAGUGUUUUCCUCCUCUCCCUCUGUGAAUCAUGUAACCUGGUUCCAGCUGGGUCCCCAGAGGUGGGUAGUGACUGACCCCUCUUGCACCUGGCCUCCCCUUGGCUGUAGGGUCAUGCCUACCCUGCUCUUACCCUGUGUGACCUUUCCUCUUCCUAGUCCAGCUAGAAUCCCCUGAUGCAUUUGUCAAGGCCUGGCAGUUCUCCAGGGCACAGAAGCCUGUAAGUGGGACAGCUGUCCUGGGUCUCAGCAGCAGAGCCUGAGGUCAGGGAAGAUUCUGUCCCAGGCAGGAUGGCCUCCAGCUUGAUGACUACCUGAGGAGGACUGUUCCUGGUCCCAUGAUGGAGUGGCCCACACCAGGGUUUUCAGUCUUGUUUGUUGCCUCCUUUCCUCUUCCCUUCCACUGCAGGUCUGCCAGGAAGUUGUCUUGUCACUUUUCUCUCCUUCCUCCUCAUCUGAUGUUUCCUUUGAGUCUCAUCCAGACCCAAUCAUCUCUCUCCCACUUAAUUCAUUUCAACAGAGCUUUAUUAAGGGCCUCUUCUGGGUCCAGGAAUGAGGACUUUGGUUCACAUGUCUGUCAAGGUUUGAUUCCAUGUGUUCCAAUUCUGAAUCUACUGAAAUGGGCCUCCCCUGGGGACACUAAAAGUAAAUGUGUUAAGAGAGCUUGGCCUUGGAUCCCUUGGACUUUCUGCAGCAACCCAUCCCUUGUGCAGGGACCCCAGAAGUCUCUGCUGACCUUCAGAAGAGGCAGGAGCUGAAUCUCUUUUCCAUUCCAAACUCCUCUAUGAUGGAGAAGUGUAGCUCAUCAGUCCAUUGAUAGACCAAAGGCCUCUUUUGAGGGGAAGGGGCCAGCACUGCUCCUCAAACCCUUUCUCUCUUCCUAUUAGCUUCCAUUUUUUAUCCCUCCCUCAAAACUCCACCUCCCCUUGCUGAUCUUUACCUAGAGGGGAGAUAACCUUGAGAUCCCUUCUCCUUCCAGCAUUGCAUGAUGCUUGCCUUGAGACCUUGUACAGGGGUUUGUAUAGAGCAUCAGUUGGGAUAUCAUCACUGUUUCCAGAUCAUUGGGGGCCUGCUUCUAGCCAAGGAGAGACUAUUCUCUGAGAGGUGUGUGUGCACUGUAAAUGGGUACUUUCCACCAACCAUGUGUUUUUCUUAUGUGUACUGAGAAAUAUAUGAGAUCUCCUUUAAGGGAGGGUUUGCUUUUUUUGUGUGUGUCUGCCAUCUAGGACCAGUCUAAAACUGGGAGAGCUUAAUUACUUUUUAAUCACUUGUUAAUUGUUUAAAGAUUUAUUUCAUUGCCUGCUGAGAUAAGAGCUCAGUAGAAUCGGUUAGUUAGAAAAGGGCUAAUUUCCUUCCCCACUGUGAAUCCUCAUAGAAUGGUUCCAGCUGGGUCCCCAGAGUUGGGUGGGAAGAGGGACAGUUAGUUGUCCUGUUUCCCACCUGGCCUCCAUAUGGCCGGAAGGCCAUACCUACUGUAUGAUUGUGUGUGUGUGUGAGGUGUGUGUGUGGAUGUGUGUGGCAUCUCUAUUGAAAGGGAUGUGGAUGUGUGUAUAGCUGUCUGAGGCUUGGUGUGGGUGACAUGUGAGUUUGAGUGGGUGGGUGGGUAUGAGUGUGUAUCCUUUCAUCAUCUUGUGUAAAUGAGUUUCAAUGUAUCCAUCAACUGGAUUGAUCUUUGGACUGGAAGAUGUAAGAGUUAGGAGAGGCCCAUGGGUGUAGCACCUUGUUUUCCACUAAGUAAGAGUGUUGCCUGGUAAGGAAAGCUUCGAUGGAGAAUCUGGCUCCUGGCCCAACCAAGAUGAAAUGUAAAAUGCCUGUACAAACCCUUCCUUCUCAGAAGAGGCUUCCUCUUGGCCUCCCACUGUAUUGCACCUCUAGUUCUCUUGUUAAUUCCUUGAGUUUGUGCUGUGAUUCUUGUGUGUGUCUAGACUUCUUUUCUGCACUAGAAUAAAGGACCUGUUCUUACCCAGUUCUUGUGUCUAUGGUCUUGGUUCUUUCCGUCCCCCUUUGGGGGAAGCCCUAAGAGAGGGAGAGAAUGCACACUGGCAUAGCACCUCCUCUCUGCCAGGCCCUUUACACAGAGCAUCCUCAUGGGACACGUGAGGAAACAGAGGCACAUGCAGACCUUCCUUCCUCCGGGCCUAAGGAGGGCCGGUCUCCGUGGCCUUGGCCUUCUCUUCCCUGCCCCGCGUCAGUGACCCCGGAAUGGACCAGGCAUGCCUGACUCUGGCUUCCCCGAGAGCGCUUAUAGAUCCAUCGGAGGUUGGGCGUCUGACGUCACCAGGGGCGGGCCCUCUCUCAGACAUCCCUGAAUGCUGGUCCUCCCAGCCCAUGGAGAGUGAAGAAUGGGCGGGUGGGAGUACUCUGUUGCUAAGUAGAAGAACAGUCCUCCAAGAUGGUCCGACCCAGCAUGCCCCGCGUUCGCUCCUCCUCGCUAGAGAGUUCGUAGCAGCGGUCUUGUUGGCCAGGCGAGGCCCUCUGGGGUAAGGUCAAAGAGUCGUGCUUCGUGUCCACGGCGACGUCACUGGUGGGGGGCUCAAAGGGAGAGGAGCGUGUUGCGUGCAGAUUUCCUUCCUGUCUGAGUGGCGGACGGCGACUGUCGAGGCUCAAGCCGUAUCGCCGUCAAGAAGACUAGUGUGGUGAAUCCGGGAGCGGUUCCUUUAAGUAGUCACGUGCCGAGCCGCGCCCGUCCUCUUCUAACUGUAAGGCCUCCCUGGUGCGCUCGUUCCUGCUGGCCAAGGAGGGGCUGGACGACUGGACGAUGGGUGGUGCAGUCCUUGCCGUACCACCCUGGAACUCUGCCUUCCCUGUAACUGCUCCUGAGGGUGAGGACCAGGAUCCGGCUCCCGAGUAAGGAACUCCAUUGACUGGCCAGUGUCCUGGGAAGGCCAGCUUUGGAAGACUGACACUGGGGCACCUGAAGAACCUUUGGAAAGGCCACUUCUAUAGGUCAGGUUUGAGAAGAUCCCCCACACUGAGCUGCUGCUCUUCCUGCAGGACAAGCCAAGGCUUGAUUCCUUUAUCCUGCCUAUGGCUGGCUCUUUGUCAACAAGAGAGUCAGGUAGCCCCCCAGAGUGGAGGAUGGCCCAAAGCUCCUUGGUGGUGCCUGCUGUGCACUGGUCUGCAGCUGCCACCCUGACUUCUUAGGUGACCCAGAAGUUGGAAGCCAGCCCUCACCAUGUGGAACAGACCACCAUGAGGGAGCUGAAGCUGAACACCAUGCGCUCUGCCCAGCUGCUGAGGGGAGGGAGCCAGCCCAUCCUGAGGGCAGUCUCCCCACCUUCUCAGCCCCCCAAACAAUGACACAGAGACAUCCCAGGUCAGGGGAUAUCCAGGCUCCCAUCAGAAAAAAAAUGGUCUCUACAGUUGCUCAUUUCUGUGUCACCUCCAGGAUGGAGGGGGGGGUUGUUCUCUGUUGUCUAGAGAGCUGGAGGGGACAGCUGUUGGGGGGCCUGCCAACCUGGUCCUCAGCACUGCCACAAGUGACCUGGAGCUGGACAUAUCCUAUUCAGGCCAGGCCCUCUCUGUGCCCUGCAACAAGCAGAGAAGAGGCCUGAGGGCCCCCUGGCCUGUGGAGCUCCAGUGCCCCAUCUGACUGGCUCCAGCUGGACUGCAUGGCCCAGCCUGUACUGACUAGAACCCUCUCCUUAACCCCUUCCUGAAACUGUCUGGUCAUUGCCUUGUACCCAGGACCACUCUGUAUAAGAGUGCUGUGUAACACAGUGAAAGGUGCCCCCUGAAGCAUCCAGCUCUCCCACCCCCUUUGCUAUGUGACUCCCCAGAUUUGCAGGCAUAGGCCUUCUUUUAAGAUGAGGGGUAGCUGGGUGGCUCAGUAUAUAGAGAACUAGGCCUAGAAUCAGGUGGCCCUGGCUGCAAAUCUGGCCUCAGACACUUCCUUUCUGUGUGACCCUGGGGAAAUCACUUAACUCCCAUUGCCUAGCCCAGUAAUGGCAAAUCUAUGGCACAGAUGCCAAAGCCCCACACCCAGAGUUUGUUACUAGAAGGGCAGAGGGACUCCCUUCCCCCUCUCCACCAUGCCUGACAACAUUUUUUCCUAUCCCCUGCCCCUCUGCCCAACAACCCAGUGGGAGUGCUGCCUCCCUCUCCUUUGUGGGGUAAAGGGAAGGGACCUGGGCCUGGAACUCCAUCUCUAAAAGGUUCACCAUCUCUAGCCUAGACCUUCCUGUUCUUCUGCCUUAGAACCAAUAUACAGUAUUGAUUCUAAGAAGGUAUGAAUUGAAGGAAAGAAAAAACAACAUUGAGGUGGAAUCCUUGGCCAGAGGGCCCUUCAUCCUUUCCAAGUCUAAGAUCCUUGGAUGCUGCCCUUCCUAUUUGUGUGUAUCAUGGAUGUGACAGUGGGUGGGCAAGUUGUCUGUCUACAGCCAGGGGCCCACCUAUGGGAGCUUGGAAGACCCACUUCUGGACAAACUGAUCUCAUCCAUGAGGGAUUGACACUGUAUAUACAAGUCCCUUCUCUGUAUUCCUUUUGUGUAUGUAUUCUGAUCUAUGUGUGUGGUCGACUGCAGGGACUAGUUCUCCUUUUUAUGUUUUUUAACCCCCAGAAUUCCCCCCAGUGCUUGGCACAUAGUGACUGCUGCUAAAUGCUAGUUUAUUUUAGAGGCAACCAAGUAUCCUAAGGACUUGGGUUCAGAGACCUAUCUUCAAAUUCUGACACACACACACACACAUACAUACAUACUAGCUGUGUGACCCUGGAGAAGUCUCUUAAGUCUUUUUUCAGCUCUGUUUGCUCAUCUGUAAAAUGGGCAGAAUGCUAGCACCUACCUCACAGGGUGGUUGUGAGGAUCAAAUGUGAAGUGCUUUGCAUACAUUAGACAGCUGUGUAAGUACUAGCUACCAGGAUUAUUCUAACUGCUGAUGGACAGAAAUGCCCUUAGUUCUCUACUGAGCCAGAAGAGCUCAGUAGGCGCAGAUACCUCAAAAGUGUUUUCCUCCUCUCCCUCUGUGAAUCAUGUAACCUGGUUCCAGCUGGGUCCCCAGAGGUGGGUAGUGACUGACCCCUCUUGCACCUGGCCUCCCCUUGGCUGUAGGGUCUUACCUACCCUGCUCUUACCCUGUGUGACCUUUCCUCUUCCUAGUCCAGCUAGAAUCCCCUGAUGCAUUUGUCAAGGCCUGGCAGUUCUCCAGGGCACAGAAGCCUGUGAGUGGGACAGCUGUCCUGGGUCUCAGCAGCAGAGCCUGAGGUCAGGGAAGAUUCUGUCCCAGGCAGGAUGGCCUCCAGCUUGAUGACUACCUGAGGAGGACUGUUCCUGGUCCCAUGAUGGAGUGGCCCACACCAGGGUUUUCAGUCUUGUUUGUUGCCUCCUUUCCUCUUCCCUUCCACUGCAGGUCUGCCAGGAAGUUGUCUUGUCACUUUUCUCUCCUUCAUAUGUGGUUUUCCCUUUACCUAUCUUCCUUACCUCCUUCUAUUUAUGUUUAAUUCAACAAGUCUUUGUGAAGUGCCUUUUCUGUGCCCAGUGCUGGUGGUACAAUUAAAAAAGCCUUCUCUUUUCCAGUAAUCUAGGAGAUAGUUGUUUUUGUUUUUGUUUUUUUAAUUCACUCAUUCUUCAUAUAGUUGGAAAACCUGCAGACAUGAACUGAAGGAGACCUUAUAGGAAGAAUCUACGGACAGACUUGAAUAAUUUUAUAAAGGAAGAGGUGCCAACCUGCAUAAUAUCUUUCUCAAUGUAAAAUAGUUUAGUGACAUUUUUACAAGUGAGAUUCGAACUGAUGUCCUCCACAGUAGGUCUCUUUUUUUUUUCCGGACCCUUAGCCUCUACCUAUGACAAUUACCUCUUCCAUCAUUGGAAUUUUCAGAGACUGAAAUCUUGGGAUGAGUCAUUGGGACAUCUUUAGUUCAUCUCUCUGUUGGACAUAUUUCCUACAGGAUCCAAUGAAAAAUAUGGGUGGCAAUAACCCAUUCCUCUUCCACUCUAAUUUCUCCCCACUCUAUUCAAAUAGGGUAUAGAAGAGUAGCUAUGUCUAUAUCUAUAUAAUUUAAAAAAUUAAAAAAUUUCAAUAUUGAGGAGCCACUAAUGCUUCCUAAACCUUUUUCUCUUUUCUUGCCUUCUUUCCUUUAUUUUCCUUCCCUAAUGCCCACCAAGUUCAUAAGUUGGUGUAAGUGAAGCCUUUUCUCUAUCUCCUUAGACAUUAUUUUUAGAGAUUAUAUAAUCUUGAGAUUCCUUCCACUUUGAAUAUUAUAUGUAUCUUCAGAGAUACUACAGGGGGAUAUUCAGAGCAUAGGCAGAUAUUUUCACUUUGUUUCCAAAAAUUUUAGGGACCUGCUUCUAACCAAAUGAGAUGCAGAAGGGCUUGAAUUGUAAAUGAUUACUUUCCAUAUAUUGUUUUUCACUUGUUUUUAUUUUCUUAAUUGCCUGAGGAACAUAUGGAGCAUUUUACUAUUUCUAUCUUCAGCAUAUUAUACUUAGUUUGAAAAAGAGAAGGCUUAAUAACUGCUUGUUGAUUAAUUAAAGAUACCUCUAAUUGUCUGCUGAGCCAAAGGAGCUCUGUAGACUCAGAUGGAAAUUAAUGUGCUAUUUUCCUUCCCCACUGUGAAUCAUGUAAGGUGGUUCCAGCUGGGUCCCCAGUGCUAGGUGGGUAAAGGAACAAUUGUUCUGUCUCUCACCUGGCCUCCAUGCAGCCAUGAGGAUGUGGCUGUCCUUUUGUGUGUGUGCCUGUGGGUGGGUGUGUAUGUGUAUAGUCUUAGGUAAAUGAGUGUACCCUGAUGCAUGUAUGGAGAAUGGUAUUCCCAAGGGUCUUGAGGUUACCUGCCAUCUUUGAGUACAGCAGCUGCAUCUUCCACUAAGCAACAAUGUUGCAUGGUAAGGAAAGCUUCAUUGGAGAAUCUGGCCCCUGACAAUGUCUUGAAGCUUGGCCAGGGCCCAACCAAGAUGAAAUGUAAAAUGCCUGAUGGGCUGUCUUGUACAAACCCUUUCUCCUGGCCUUGCACUGUAUUGUAGUUCUAGUUCUUCUGUUAAUUUCAUGAGUGUGUGCUGUCAUUCUUGUGUGUCUAAACUUUUCUGCACUGCAAUAAAGGACCUGUUCUUACCCAGUUCUUGUAUCUGGUCUUUUUUUGCCUCCCCUUUUCGGGGAAGCCCUCAGAGAGGGAGGGAAUGUGCACCAACACAAGUUCUCCUCUUUGCCGGACCCUUUCUACUGAUCAUCCUCUUGGGACACUUGAGACAGAGGCACACGCAGAGCUGACUGGCUUGGGCUGUACUGGCCAAGGAAAGCCGAGUCUUGGUGGCCUGAGCCUUUUCUUCUCCGACCUCAGCCCCCCCCCCCCGCCCCCGUCUUGCUGGAGAGAACCGGAAAUGGACUGGGUGGGCCUCUGGCGUCACGGGGGCUGAGCUCUCCCUCUCCCAUAUCACUGAAUGCGGUUCUCUUGGUCUUUGGGAAUGGAGAAGGGGCAGACUUGAGGGACAGAGUUGAUAGGCAGAAGAACCAUCUUACGUGGGUUUCGAACCCAGCAUGCCCCGCGUUUGCUCCCCCUCUCUAGGAAGCUCGUGGCGGCUCUGGAUGGCGGGGUCUGGGCCUCUGCGGGUAAGGCCCAGGAUCGGGGCUCCGUGUCCAUGGCGACGGCGCCCGAGGACUGGGGGAGGCCCGUUACAACUUUGAUGUAUGUUGGCGGAUCUUUCUAUGGGGGCGAGGAUGGCGGCUGAGGAGGCUCAAGCAGCAUUCCUGUCAAGAAGGCUCAGAGCACGAAGCGGAGAGCGGCCCCUUUAAGGAGUUACGUGCUUCUCUGCGUCUAGAGCUGGCAGGGAGGAGCCCGGGGGCCACUGCAGGUGUUUCUGUUCUAGACUCCGCGUUUCUGGCAUUUAUCCGGGGUGGCUACAACGCUGUUCUACGCUCACUUCAUCCUGCAGAGGAACAGAAUGGCCAAAAGAAGCACCUGUCAGUGCUGGAGGACAUAGAGGAAGACGGGGUCACAUACAACAUCCACUGAAACUGUCAGUUGUCAAUCUGGAUAGUUUUGGAACCACUGGGGAAUCAGGCAAGCCCAGAACUCAUCUGACCAUCCUCUUUGCCCAGUGUUCCAAAUACUGCUGCUGCCCUAUUUCCCAGGGAGGUUAAUGGAGAACUUAACUAAGGAACUCCAUUGACUGGCCAGUGUCCUGGGAAGGCCAACUUUGGAAGACUGACACUGGGGCACCUGAAGAACCUUUGGAAAGGCCACUUCUGUAGGUCAGGUUUGAGAAGAUCCCCCACACUGAGCUGCUGCUCUUCCUGCAGGACAAGCCAAGGCUUGAUUCCUUUAUCCUGCCUAUGGCUGGCUCUUUGUCAACAAGAGAGUCAGGUAGCCCCCCAGAGUGGAGGAUGGCCCAAAGCUCCUUGGUGGUGCCUGCUGUGCACUGGUCUGCAGCUGCCACCCUGACUUCUUAGGUGACCCAGAAGUUGGAAGCCAGCCCUCACCAUGUGGAACAGACCACCAUGAGGGAGCUGAAGCUGAACACCAUGCGCUCUGCCCAGCUGCUGAGGGGAGGGAGCCAGCCCAUCCUGAGGGCAGUCUCCCCACCUUCUCAGCCCCCCAAACAAUGACACAGAGACAUCCCAGGUCAGGGGAUAUCCAGGCUCCCAUCAGAAAAAAAAUGGUCUCUACAGUUGCUCAUUUCUGUGUCACCUCCAGGAUGGAGGGGGGGGGUGUUCUCUGUUGUCUAGAGAGCUGGAGGGGACAGCUGUUGGGGGGCCUGCCAACCUGGUCCUCAGCACUGCCACAAGUGACCUGGAGCUGGACAUAUCCUAUUCAGGCCAGGCCCUCUCUGUGCCCUGCAACAAGCAGAGAAGAGGCCUGAGGGCCCCCUGGCCUGUGGAGCUCCAGUGCCCCAUCUGACUGGCUCCAGCUGGACUGCAUGGCCCAGCCUGUACUGACUAGAACCCUCUCCUUAACCCCUUCCUGAAACUGUCUGGUCAUUGCCUUGUACCCAGGACCACUCUGUAUAAGAGUGCUGUGUAACACAGUGAAAGGUGCCCCCUGAAGCAUCCAGCUCUCCCACCCCCUUUGCCAUGUGACUCCCCAGAUUUGCAGGCAUAGGCCUUCUUUUAAGAUGAGGGGUAGCUGGGUGGCUCAGUAUAUAGAGAACUAGGCCUAGAAUCAGGUGGCCCUGGCUGCAAAUCUGGCCUCAGACACUUCCUUUCUGUGUGACCCUGGGGAAAACACUUAACUCCCAUUGCCUAGCCCAGUAAUGGCAAAUCUGUGGCACAGAUGCCAAAGCCCCACACCCAGAGUUUGUUACUAGAAGGGCAGAGGGACUCCCUUCCCCCUCUCCACCAUGCCUGACAACAUUUUUUCCUAUCCCCUGCCCCUCUGCCCAACAACCCAGUGGGAGUGCUGUCUCCCUCUCCUUUGUGGGGUAAAGGGCAGGGACCUGGGCCUGGAACUCCAUCUCUAAAAGGUUCACCAUCUCUAGCCUAGACCUUCCUGUUCUUCUGCCUUAGAACCAAUAUACAGUAUUGAUUCUAAGAAGGUAUGAAUUGAAGGAAAGAAAAAACAACAUUGAGGUGGAAUCCUUGGCCAGAGGGCCCUUCAUCCUUUCCAAGUCUAAGAUCCUUGGAUGCUGCCCUUCCUAUUUGUGUGUAUCAUGGAUGUGACAGUGGGUGGGCAAGUUGUCUGUCUACAGCCAGGGGCCCACCUAUGGGAGCUUGGAAGACCCACUUCUGGACAAACUGAUCUCAUCCAUGAGGGAUUGACACUGUAUAUACAAGUCCCUUCUCUGUAUUCCUUUUGUGUAUGUAUUCUGAUCUAUGUGUGUGGUCGACUGCAGGGACUAGUUCUCCUUUUUAUGUUUUUUAACCCCCAGAAUUCCCCCCAGUGCUUGGCACAUAGUGACUGCUGCUAAAUGCUAGUUUAUUUUAGAGGCAACCAAGUAUCCUAAGGACUUGGGUUCAGAGACCUAUCUUCAAAUUCUGACACACACACACACACAUACAUACAUACUAGCUGUGUGACCCUGGAGAAGUCUCUUAAGUCUUUUUUCAGCUCUGUUUGCUCAUCUGUAAAAUGGGCAGAAUGCUAGCGCCUACCUCACAGGGUGGUUGUGAGGAUCAAAUGUGAAGUGCUUUGCAUACAUUAGACAGCUGUGUAAGUACUAGCUACCAGGAUUAUUCUAACUGCUGAUGGACAGAAAUGCCCUUAGUUCUCUACUGAGCCAGAAGAGCUCAGUAGGCGCAGAUACCUCAAAAGUGUUUUCCUCCUCUCCCUCUGUGAAUCAUGUAACCUGGUUCCAGCUGGGUCCCCAGAGGUGGGUAGUGACUGACCCCUCUUGCACCUGGCCUCCCCUUGGCUGUAGGGUCUUACCUACAGCCUACCCUGCUCUUACCCUGUGUGACCUUUCCUCUUCCUAGUCCAGCUAGAAUCCCCUGAUGCAUUUGUCAAGGCCUGGCAGUUCUCCAGGGCACAGAAGCCUGUGAGUGGGACAGCUGUCCUGGGUCUCAGCAGCAGAGCCUGAGGUCAGGGAAGAUUCUGUCCCAGGCAGGAUGGCCUCCAGCUUGAUGACUACCUGAGGAGGACUGUUCCUGGUCCCAUGAUGGAGUGGCCCACACCAGGGUUUUCAGUCUUGUUUGUUGCCUCCUUUCCUCUUCCCUUCCACUGCAGGUCUGCCAGGAAGUUGUCUUGUCACUUUUCUCUCCUUCUUCCUCAUCUGAUGUUUCCUUUGAGUCUCAUCCAGACCCAAUCAUCUCUCUCCCACUUAAUUCAUUUCAACAGAGCUUUAUUAAGGGCCUCUUCUGGGUCCAGGAAUGAGGACUUUGGUUCACAUGUUUGUCAAGGUUUGAUUCCAUGUGUUCCAAUUCUGAAUCUACUGAAAUGGGCCUCCCCUGGGGACACUAAAAGUAAAUGUGUUAAGAGAGCUUGGCCUUGGAUCCCUUGGACUUUCUGCAGCAACCCAUCCCUUGUGCAGGGACCCCAGAAGUCUCUGCUGACCUUUAGAAGAAGGGGCAGGAGCUGAAUCUCUUUUCCAUUCCAAACUCCUCUAUGAUGGAGAAGUGUAGCUCAUCAGUCCAUUGAUAGACCAAAGGCCUCUUUUGAGGGGAAGGGGCCAGCACUGCUCCUCAAACCCUUUCUCUCUUCCUAUUAGCUUCCAUUUUUAUCCCUCCCUCAAAACUCCACCUCCCCUUGCUGAUCUUUACCUAGAGGGGAGAUAACCUUGAGAUCCCUUCUCCUUCCAGCAUUGCAUGAUGCUUGCCUUGAGACCUUGUACAGGGGUUUGUAUAGAGCAUCAGUUGGGAUAUCAUCACUGUUUCCAGAUCAUUGGGGGCCUGCUUCUAGCCAAGGAGAGACUAUUCUCUGAGAGGUGUGUGUGCACUGUAAAUGGGUACUUUCCACCAACCAUGUGUUUUUCUUAUGUGUACUGAGAAAUAUAUGAGAUCUCCUUUAAGGGAGGGUUUGCUUUUUUUGUGUGUGUCUGCCAUCUAGGACCAGUCUAAAACUGGGAGAGCUUAAUUACUUUUUAAUCACUUGUUAAUUGUUUAAAGAUUUAUUUCAUUGCCUGCUGAGAUAAGAGCUCAGUAGAAUCGGUUAGUUAGAAAAGGGCUAAUUUCCUUCCCCACUGUGAAUCCUCAUAGAAUGGUUCCAGCUGGGUCCCCAGAGUUGGGUGGGAAGAGGGACAGUUAGUUGUCCUGUUUCCCACCUGGCCUCCAUAUGGCCGGAGGGCCAUACCUACUGUAUGAUUGUGUGUGUGUGUGAGGUGUGUGUGUGUAUGUGUGUGGCAUCUCUAUUGAAAGGGAUGUGGAUGUGUGUAUAGCUGUCUGAGGCUUGAUCCUUGGUGUGGGUGACAUGUAAGUUUGAGUGGGUGGGUAUGAGUGUGUAUCCUUUCAUCAUCUUGUGUAAAUGAGUUUCAAUGUAUCCAUCAACUGGAUUGAUCUUUGGACUGGAAGAUGUAAGAGUUAGGAGAGGCCCAUGGGUGUAGCACCUUGUUUUCCACUAAGUAAGAGUGUUGCCUGGUAAGGAAAGCUUCGAUGGAGAAUCUGGCUCCUGGCCCAACCAAGAUGAAAUGUAAAAUGCCUGUACAAACCCUUCCUUCUCAGAAGAGGCUUCCUCUUGGCCUCCCACUGUAUUGCACCUCUAGUUCUCUUGUUAAUUCCUUGAGUUUGUGCUGUGAUUCUUGUGUGUGUCUAGACUUCUUUUCUGCACUAGAAUAAAGGACCUGUUCUUACCCA
Messenger RNA from Monodelphis domestica (gray short-tailed opossum), 19238 nucleotides. NCBI's taxonomy places the organism in Eukaryota, Metazoa, Chordata, Mammalia, Didelphimorphia, Didelphidae. The record is from RefSeq and is a predicted model, not a curated record.